CGGCGGCCGCAGUCCCGCCGCAGCCCCCGGAGCGGAGGGACCGUGAGGGACCUGAGGGGCCGUGAGGAGCCUGGCGGGACCCGAGGGACCGUGAGGGGACGUGAGGGGCCUGAGGGGAACCGAGGGACCGUGAGAGGCCUGAGGGGAACCGAGGGACCUGAGAGGACCUGAGGGACCGCGAGGGACCCGAGGGACUCGCCGGCACACACCGCCCGCAGCCCGCCCCCGCGCUCCCACGGCCCCGCCGCAGCACCAUGUCGGUGCCGGAGCCCGCCGGCGGCGAGGAGAAGCAGGCCAAGGAGGUGGAGGACGCCGAGAAGUAUUCCUUCAUGGCCACCGUCACCAAGGCGCCCAAGAAGCAAAUCCAGUUUGCAGAUGACAUGCAGGAGUUCACCAAAUUCCCGACCAAGACGGGCCGGCGCUCCCUGUCCCGCUCCAUCUCCCAGUCUUCCACAGACAGCUACAGCUCUGCUGCAUCCUACACAGACAGCUCCGAUGACGAGGUGUCCCCCCGGGAGAAACAACAAACCAACUCCAAGGGCAGCAGCAACUUCUGCGUGAAGAACAUCAAACAGGCCGAGUUCGGGCGCCGGGAGAUCGAGAUCGCGGAGCAAGACAUGUCUGCUCUGAUUUCACUCAGGAAAAGAGCCCAGGGGGAGAAGCCUUUGGCUGGAGCCAAGAUCGUGGGCUGCACCCACAUCACGGCCCAGACCGCGGUGCUGAUCGAGACACUCUGUGCCCUGGGUGCCCAGUGCCGCUGGGCCGCCUGUAACAUUUACUCCACACAGAACGAGGUGGCUGCUGCCCUGGCAGAGGCUGGGGUGGCCGUGUUUGCCUGGAAAGGGGAGUCGGAGGAUGAUUUCUGGUGGUGCAUCGACCGCUGUGUCAACGUGGACGGCUGGCAGCCCAACAUGAUCCUGGACGAUGGUGGGGACCUGACCCACUGGGUUUAUAAGAAAUAUCCCAGCGUGUUCAAGAAGAUCCGAGGGAUCGUGGAGGAGAGCGUGACUGGCGUGCACAGGCUGUACCAGCUCUCCAAGGCUGGGAAGUUGUGUGUCCCAGCCAUGAACGUGAACGACUCCGUCACCAAGCAGAAGUUCGACAACCUGUACUGCUGCCGGGAAUCCAUCCUGGAUGGCCUGAAGAGGACCACGGAUGUGAUGUUUGGAGGGAAGCAGGUGGUGGUUUGUGGUUAUGGGGAGGUGGGGAAGGGCUGCUGUGCUGCCCUCAAGGCCCUGGGGGCCAUCGUGUACGUCACCGAGAUCGACCCCAUCUGCGCCCUCCAGGCCUGCAUGGAUGGAUUUCGGGUGGUGAAGCUGAGCGAAGUGAUCCGGCAGGUGGAUGUGGUCAUCACCUGCACAGGGAACAAGAACGUGGUGACGCGGGAGCACCUGGACCGGAUGAAGAACAGCUGCAUCGUCUGCAACAUGGGCCACUCCAACACCGAGAUCGACGUGACCAGCCUGAGGACCCCCGAGCUGACCUGGGAGCGGGUGCGUUCCCAGGUGGAUCACGUCAUCUGGCCCGAUGGGAAGCGGGUGGUGCUGCUGGCUGAGGGCCGGCUGCUGAACCUGAGCUGCUCCACAGUUCCCACCUUUGUCCUCUCCAUCACAGCCACCACUCAGGCUCUGGCUCUGAUUGAGCUCUACAAUGCUCCCGAGGGCCGCUACAAGCAGGACGUUUACCUGCUGCCCAAGAAGAUGGAUGAGUACGUGGCCAGCCUGCACCUGCCCUCGUUCGACGCCCACCUGACGGAGCUCACGGACGACCAGGCCAAGUACCUGGGGCUCAACAAGAACGGGCCCUUCAAACCCAACUACUACAGGUGA
Molecule: messenger RNA, 1829 nt
Organism: Pipra filicauda (Wire-tailed manakin)
Lineage: Eukaryota; Metazoa; Chordata; Aves; Passeriformes; Pipridae
Gene: AHCYL1
Product: adenosylhomocysteinase like 1
Exons: 16
Coding region: 255-1829 (524 amino acids)
Biological process (GO): L-methionine cycle
Cellular component (GO): cytosol
Source: RefSeq, a predicted model, not a curated record